Molecule: messenger RNA, 2532 nt
Organism: Hyposmocoma kahamanoa
Lineage: Eukaryota; Metazoa; Arthropoda; Insecta; Lepidoptera; Cosmopterigidae
Exons: 3
Coding region: 526-891 (121 amino acids)
Biological process (GO): nucleoside metabolic process
Molecular function (GO): catalytic activity
Source: RefSeq, a predicted model, not a curated record
CGACGGGGGUAAAUCUUCCAAAGUUACCCGGCGUAACUGGAGGGAAAUCUUCCAAAGUUACCCGGCGUAACUGGAGGGAAAUGUCGAGUUGUGUGGAAUUUUUACCCACGAAUACCCCCCAGUGGGCUUCGUCUGUGCAUGUUCAGAGGCUCCGGGAUCUCUAACGACUGUCACCGGUGCACAGGGCUGUACCUACAGUAACAUAACACAGUCUGGACUAAUUGUUAUCGGAAGUCUGUUUCUUCUCAGUAAACGCUAGUCUUCGCUGACUUGCACUCUCGCCCGACUGAGUUGCUCGCAUUGGUGAUAGAGUUGCUAACGACUUUCAUUUCAAUUUUAUUUAUUUGUUGUAAUUGCAUUCCACACUCGUGCUGUGAUCUCUUAGACGCCACCCAUUAAUCCUACCCUAAACGAUUAGAUUUUGGCGCAAUCAAUAAUGUAAUUAUAACAUUUGCAGGUCUAGAGCGGCUCCGCGGCGUGCCUGGGCGGUGGGAGCCGCCGGAGGGCGCCACGGACAAGCUGUGCAUGGACGUCGGUAACGGAGCCUACAUCGAAGUCUCGCAUCCCUCGCCGCACGGAGAUCAGAUUGAUAACAAGAGCGGCGGGCUGCGCGUGGCGUGCGCGCCCGUAGCGGGCGGGCGCAGCGUGGCGGGGUCGGGCGAGGCGCGCGCCGCCUUCGCUGCGCACGCGCGUGCGCUGGCCUACGACUGCGAGCUCGACGCCGUGCUCGACAGCGUCGUCGGGAACAGGAAAGACUGCUUCAUCUCCAUCAGAGGUAUUUCGGACUACCGCGACGGCACUCGCGGCAAGGAGUGGCAACCGCAUGCGGCGCUGGCUGCCGCCGCUGUCAUGAAAGCCAUCGUAGCGGCCAUGGACCCACCAACCGACUAAUCGAAACCCUAAACGUUGCCUAUUAAUAACAAAAAACGUAACAGCAAGAUUAAACAAAAAAUAAGAGGCGUCUCUAAUGAUCAAAACGCAUAUUUCCACUUUCAAGUAAAAGGAAUAAGUUAUUUUUAAAGGCAGAAUGAGCGGAUAGUAAUCGACCUACUUAAAAAAACAAAUGGUAAUUUUGUACUACAAACUCAACAUGAAAACAUACUUGAAAAUGGAAACAUGUCCAAAAUCGAUUCGAGUUGAGUAUAAGUUUGAUAGAUAAAAAUAUCUCCACUUGUAGUGUUCGACUUAUGAUGUAUGACUAGUAAUAAACAGGUUUACUUGCCUUAGUAUUGGCUGUUAUGACGGUAAUAAUAAAUGUUUUAUAAGAAUUAUUUACAACGUGUAUUGUUAGUGAAAUUUAUAAACGAAACCUUUAGUGAGAUUACGUGUGUCGUAUAUAGCAAAAGCAUAAUUAAUUAUCUGUGCAUUUGUUCUAUUUAUCAUAAUAUUGCUUAUCGGUUUGCCUUAGUUUUAUUGCAUAACAGCACUUAUGCCAAAUAUGUGUCAAAUAACGCUCAAGCAAUGUCUUCCUGCUUGCAGGCCAAAAUAAAGGAAAAAUAAUUAAAUUCCAGAACUAUUUAUAAUUUGUCUAUGGUCUCAAUUGCAGUUACCAUAGUUGUGAAAAUUUAUUCAAAGCUUUAUUUGAAAAAUGGCACUCAAAAGCCAACUGCCAAUGCCACUUUUUAUUCUUUGUCAUUCCAUCACACGUAGCUUAGUAAAUGUAUGCAUGUUUCUAAACUUUAAGAAUUAAUCAAAUAGAUAAUCAAGAUAUUCAGCAACAGCUGUUGAGCUUUAGAAUGUACCUAGAAACACGUUAGACCUUUAUAAAUAUAUUAACCUAACACAUAACUUAUUUACACUCUACUGACACUGCCAUAAAUGGCCUAUUUAUAAUAAGGUAUAUAAGGUAAUUUAUAUAAUCAACAAUGUUGUUUAAUCUGUUGUGAAGUUAUAAACCAAAGGUAGACUUUUGGCUGUUUUUUGAACACCAGGUCUAGUCGCCUCAAAUGUGACAUUAAGAUAUUUAUUUACAAAUUAUUUAAUAUUUAUUAAGAAUCACUGAUGUUGUAUGUCACGUAGAUUUAUCACGAACCUUUUAAAUAUGUAGAAUAUAUUGGUCUUUCAAAAACCUAUCUGUAUGUAAUUCAUUAGUUUUACCCUUAAUUAUAUUUCAAAGGUACAAGAGCACAUUAAGCUACAUAUUUAUAAUUUAAUUUCAACUCUAUGCCACUUAUGAUAAGACUGGUCCAAUGUCCAGUGAGCUGGAUGUGCUCUUGAACAUAAACCACAUUUACUUGUGCCUCUUUUUAUUUUCUUGCCUUUGGCAUUUCAUGCUUUCUUCUAUUCUUGUUUUUUCGUAUUACUUUAUUUAGUGUACAGUGCUUCUAUUUUCUCAAUGUCUCUCGGCCAAAUUCGUGUUUCGGCUGUCGUCGGGUUUUAUUUAGUUGCCCUUUGCAUUUGGUACAGACCGAACGCUUUCAGAUGACUUGGAAGUAUAUAGAGUUGCUAUUACAUUUUUUAUUUCUUGCUAUGUCAGAUGAAUAAAUCUGCCGUCCACUAACUAAAACGCGGCUAAGUGACAAAUGGUCUAAU